AUGGAAAACUUGACUCUGAAUGAGGACAUUCUCCUCCUGGAGGGGUUGAAGAUCUCCCCCCAGUCCACCAUCCCCUCCUUCAUCUUCCUCCUCUUCAUCUACAUCUUUGCUCUGGUGUCUAACAUCACGCUGGUGGUGCUGAUCUGUACGAGCAGCAGCCUGCACCAGCCCAUGUACCUGCUGUUCUGCAACAUGAGUAUUAAUGACAUUUUUGGGGCUACGAUUGUCACACCGCAUGUUCUCCGUGACAUUUUCAUUCCUCAACCAGAGCGCUACAUCCAUUACAUCGACUGCGCCUUCCAGGCCUUCUGUGUUCACCUCUAUGCAGGCACCUCUCACACCGUGCUCAUGAUCAUGGCGUUUGACCGCUACGUGGCCAUCUGCAACCCGCUGCGCUACGCCGCCAUCAUGACCCACAGGAUGGUGCUGGGUCUGUCGGUGUGGGCGUGGGCGACCACAUUCAUUGGCGUCACGAUUCUCAUCGGCCUCAGCGUGCGUCUGUCUCGCUGCAGGAGGGUGAUACCCAACCCGUACUGCGACAACGCCUCCUUGUUCAACCUCUCCUGCGAGAGCGUGCUCAUCAACAACAUCUACGCCCUCGGAUACACCGUGGUCAUCCUGGGAUCCUCCGUGUGUAGCAUCACGCUCACCUACCUGAAGAUCGCCAUGGUGUGUCUGCGCAGUAAGAACAAGGCUCUGAACAGCAAAGCGCUGCAGACCUGCGCCACUCACCUGGCCAUGUACGUCUUCAUGCUGGCGUCCGCCCUCAUCAUUAUCACCCUGCACCGCUUCCCUCAGAUGUCGGACUACAGGAAGGUGGUGUCUGUUUUAUGUGAAGCCACUUUGCCUGCUUUCAACGCCGUCAUCUACGGGCUGCAGAUAAAACAGAUAAAGCAGAGGAUUGCCACUUUGUUUUACAGCAGACUUGUAGUUCAAAUUAAAUAA
Messenger RNA from Gymnodraco acuticeps, 945 nucleotides. RefSeq names its product putative gustatory receptor clone PTE03. Gene Ontology annotation, biological process: G protein-coupled receptor signaling pathway. Gene Ontology annotation, cellular component: membrane. Lineage: Eukaryota; Metazoa; Chordata; Actinopteri; Perciformes; Bathydraconidae. The record is from RefSeq and is a predicted model, not a curated record. Gene Ontology annotation, molecular function: olfactory receptor activity. The transcript has a single exon. The coding region runs from base 1 to 945 and encodes 314 amino acids.